CUUUAUAAUGUUUGGUAAUCUAGAACAUGGUAAUCCAAACCCCGGUCUGGAAACCGGAGCAGGUCUGUAGGUCUUUUGGUACUGGGCCACAGUGGGACUCAGUGAAAACAUUACAGCAGUGGUACACUUAUGUCCAAUGUGCCUUAUUCCAUUGGAAGGCCAUCACGCCCCUCCUGGCAUCUCACCACCCCACUAUUUGACAAGUACUGCUUUAGUGCAUCAGUUAAAUCUUAAAUUACCUAUAAUAUUAUUAAGUAAGUACUUUAUGAGAUAAGUAAUAUUGAUAUUUUAAUCCCAUGGAAUCGAUAAUCCUGUCACUAUUAAACAGUAGACCCAUCUUUCUUGAAGCCAUAAUUCUGUUACUGAUGAAGGUAUCCAAUUGGAGUUUUUGGGAGUUUUUUCUAGGCCAGUGCAGUUGUCUCCUUCCAAAUCAGGAGAUCUAUUGUUUGUUUGUUUUUAUUUUAAUUAUAAUCUUCAUCCUUUGUUAACAGUUUUCACCCUACUGUGUUUCCCUCAACAGGUGAAUGGUACCACUGUAAAUCUGCCAAUCACACUGUCUUCUAGUGUUUCUGUGCAUAAGUCAGGAAAGUACUACACUGUGUCCAUGACCUUUGGCGUGACAGUCCGCUAUGAUGGAAACCACUACAUGGACAUCAAAAUAAUCAAAGAUUAUCAGAGCUUGCUGUGUGGCCUGUGUGGAGACUAUGAUAAAGAUACCAAGGAUGACUUCCGUAAGCCAGAUGGAUCACUUACUAGCAAUGCUAACGAGUUUGGGAACAGCUGGAACACAGAUCCUGAGUGUAAUAAAAGUCCCAACACAACCGUCCCUGGAUGCAGUGAACAAGAAGAGGACCUGUAUGAGAGCAAUAGCUACUGUGGCAUCCUGCUGGACAAAAAUGGACCAUUUGCUGUGUGCCACCCCAAAGUCAACCCCAAUAAUUUCUUCAAGGACUGUGUCUUUGACCUGUGUGAGGUGGAUGGAGCCCAGCGCAUUCUGUGUGAAGCCAUUGAAGCCUAUGUAAAUGAAUGCCAGGACCGCGGCGUCAACAUCGAACCCUGGAGAAAUACAACCUUCUGUCCUUUUCACUGCGAAGCCAACAGCCACUAUGAGCCCUGUGCUAACCCAUGUCAGGAGACAUGCAGUGGAAAACCUUCAAACUGUGGUGGACCCUGCUCUGAGGGAUGUGUGUGUGACCCUGGGUAUGUCCUGAGUGCAGGCAAAUGUGUCAGUAACAGCUCCUGUGGCUGCAACUACAAUGGCCAGUACUAUGAGAAAGGAGAGGAGUUUUUGGUGGAGAACUGUGAGCUGAAGUGUAAGUGUAACGCUCCCUUUGUCACUUGUUCGGCCCAUGACUGUCCUGCAAUGCACGAGUGUAAACUCCAAAAUGGGGAACUGGGCUGCUAUCCUACUGGAUCUGAAGACUGUGUGAUCUCCGGGGAUCCUCACUACAACACAUUUGACAAAAAAUUCUUCAGCUUCAUGGGAACAUGUACCUACACUCUGGCCAGAAACUGCAAUAACACCACAGGGCCUUGGUUUUCUGUGGAGGGGAAGAAUGAGGAGAGAGGGCAGCCAGGGUUGUCAUACUUGAAGAAACUUUACGUCACUGUGGAUGGAAUCACUGUGACACUGAUGAAGUCCAGAAGAACAUUGGUCAGUGAUGGGCGACGAGUGGCCCUCCCUCACUCCCCCUCUCCUCUUAUGUCCAUCAGUCUUGCUGGUCAGUACAUCACUGUGCAGACUACCUUUGGCCUUCAGGUUCGCUGGGACGGAAACCACUAUGCAAAGAUCACAGUCCCCAGUUCCUACCAUGACCAGAUGUGUGGCCUAUGUGGCGACUACGAUGGGAACCCAAACAAUGACUUUACCAAACCUGACGGCACCCAAGUUGGGAAUGUGAACGACUUUGGAAACAGCUGGCAGACAGCAGAUGAUGAAGAUGAGGAGUGUAAACAAGGUACCAACCCUGACCCAGAAUGUGACCCGAAUCUUGAAGCUGAGGUGGUGAAACCAGAAAAAUGUGGAAAGAUCACAGACCCUGCUGGACCCUUCAGACACCCAGUUGAAGACCCAGGACAUGCUGGAGAGACUAUGUUGCUCGGCUGGCCUGGGAAUGUCUUUGGGAUCCUCCUAGAAGAGCUGGAAGAAGUAUCUGUGGAGAGGCAAGUCUGGGCCUCCCUGUUCAGACUGCUGUCCCUGCGACCCUGGGUCGAGUGUCCCUCGGGCAGUGAGCACAACCACUGUGGCCCUGCUUGUCCUCAGCCCACUUGCCAGAACCCUGCUGGCUCAGGAGGCUCCUGCAAUGAGACGUGUGUGGAAGGAUGUUUCUGCAAACCUGGCUUUGUUCUUAGUGGAAAUCAGUGUGUUCCUCUCAGUGAGUGUGGAUGCACCGAUGAAGAUGGAAAGUACCGGCCGGUGGGAGAGGACUGGUACCUGGAGGGUUGUAAGCAGAAGUGUAUGUGUCAUGGUGGUGGCAACAUCGAGUGUAGUAACACUACAUGUAAACCAGUCACCGAGAGCUGCCAGCUACACGAGGGAGAAUACGAAUGCAGACCCGUGGGCACUGGCAUCUGCUCAGUGAGUGGCGAUCCUCACUACAACACUUUUGAUAAGGUGACUCAUCACUACAUGGGAGCCUGCUCCUACACCCUUACCAAAGUCUGCAAUGUCUCCUCCGACCUGCCGUACUUCAGUGUGGACACGCAGAACGAGCACAGAGGAAGUAACAAGAGAGUGUCCUAUGUCCGAGCCGUGGUUGUCAAUGUGUACGGCGUGACAGUUAUCUUUGGAAAAGGACGCACAGUCCAGGUUAAUGGGACGGCGAUGACCCCACCAGUCACCUCCAUCAGAGGAGUCCACAUUUAUCUGAGUGGAAAGUUUGUGGUCCUGGAGACCGACUUUGGCCUCAAAGUCCGUUUUGAUGGUAACCACCACGCUGAUGUCACUGUGCCCAACUCCUACAGUGGCAAGCUCUGUGGCAUGUGUGGAAAUUACAAUGGAGAUAAGAGAGAUGACAACUUGAAACCAGACAAUACACCAGCUGCUAACACCAAUGAGUUGGGAGAUAGUUGGCAGGUUCCAGAUUCACGGCCAGACUGCACCAAUGGUGGAGGACAGGAGGAUUGUGACAAAGACGUAGAGGAGGAAGCCAAGAAGCCCACAAACUGUGGCAUGAUUUCUGAUCCUAACGGCAUCUUCAAGCCCUGCCAUGCUGUGGUGCCACCGGGUCCUCACUUUGAAAGCUGUGUGUAUGACAUGUGUGCCAAUGAUGGUCAGACUGUAGCCUUGUGCCAGGCCAUAGAGAGCUACGCUGACCUGUGUGCUGCUGCAGGAGUUCCCAUUGACUGGAGAAAGAACAACACCUUCUGUCCCAUCAAGUGUCCCUCGGGCAGUGAGUACAACCACUGUGGCCCUGCUUGUCCUCAGCCCAGCUGCCAGAACCCUGCUGGCUCAGGAGGCUCCUGCAAUGAGAAAUGUGUGGAGGGAUGUUUCUGCAAACCUGGCUUUGUUCUUAGUGGAGAUAAAUGUGUUCCUCUCAGUGAGUGUGGAUGCACCGAUGAUGAUGGAAACUACCGGCCGACAGGAGACACUUGGUUCACAAAAAGGGACUGCUCAGAGCGCUGUAGGUGUAACGGCAACAACACCACCACAUGUGAGCCAUGGCAGUGCAGCCCUGCACAGGAGUGUAAGGUGGUGGACGGAGUACUGGAUUGUCACUCUACAGGUAAAGGAGUGUGUCAUGUGGCUGGAGAUCCUCACUACUACACCUUUGAUGGAGUCAUGCACACAUUCAUGGGCACAUGCACCUACACGCUUGUGCAGGUGUGCAACACCACCCAGGUCACCACUUUUAAGAUUGUAGGUAAAAAUGAGGAGCGUGGCCAGUCUGAGGCCUCCUAUCUGCGCUCUGUCAAAAUCUACCUCCCUGGUGAUAUUGUUAUCGAACUGCAGAAGAGCCGCAGAGUGUCGGCAAAUGGAAGGAGAGUGAAAACACCAUAUACUACCGAUGUAGCUAAGGUCAUAACCAGUGGAGCCUACAGUUUGGUGGACACUACCUUCGGCCUGCAGGUGAAGUUUGAUGGAGUACAUCACCUGGAGAUAACUGUUCCUGGAGAAUACUUCAACAAGCUUUGUGGUAUGUGUGGAAACUACAACAAGAACUCCUCUGAUGAUAACCUGAUGCCCAACAAGAUACCAGCCAAGGACGUGAUAGAACUGGGCAACAGCUGGAAGUCGGAAGGAGACAGUGAUCCAGGCUGCCAGCCAGACACUCGUCCAGACAUCCAUCCCAACUGCACUGCAGAGGAGGAGAAGUUGUAUGAGUCUCAGUGUGCAGCUAUAAUUCUUUCUGACAAGUUCAAUCCCUGCCACACUCUGUUGCCCCCUGAAGCUUUCCUGGGUAACUGCAUCUAUGACAUGUGCGAGUACAAUGGAAUGCAGGCAACCCUCUGCGACAAUGUGGAGGCUUACGCUCAGGCGUGCCAGAGCGCAGGGGUCACCAUCAAAUGGAGAAAUUCCACAUUUUGUCCCAUGCCCUGCGCAGCCAACAGCCACUACUCUGACUGCACACCUCCAUGCCCUCCAACUUGCUCGGACUUCUUCCCCACCACCUGCCAUCUCCCACCUGCCACCUGUGUAGAGGGCUGCAUGUGUAAUGCUGGCUUUGUGCUCAGCGAUGGCAACUGUAUCCAUAUGGACCAGUGUGGUUGUGUAGACAAGGAUGGAGAGUACCACGAAGUGGGAGAUUCAUGGCUGACAGACAAAUGUGUUGAGUCAUGCAAGUGUGAAAGAGGAGGCAAAAUUAACUGUAAAGACCACAGCUGCCAUGCAGAGUCGGUGUGCGACCUGGACAAAUAUGGGAACAUCUACUGUAGACCUGCCAAGUUUGACCGGUGUCAGAUCUCUGGAGAUCCUCAUUACAGAACCUUUGAUGCCUUCAGCCAUCACUUUCAGGGACCGUAUACAUAUGUUCUGACUCAGGGAUACAACCUUCAAUCCAAUCAGCCUCCUCUGUUGGUUAGAGGGAAAAACAUCAGGCGUGGAGGAAACAGGAAGAUAUCCUUCCUGGAUGAAGUGUAUACCGAUGUUUAUGGAGUUUAUGUCCGCUUCAGACAGAAAAAGAUAGUCUUGGUGAAUGGAGAACUUGUUGCACCUCCGCUCAGUCCAGUUCCUGGCUUGACCAUCACAAUGAACUCCAUGUAUGUGCAGCUCACCACUGACUUUGGACUCACUGUACGCUAUGAUGGCAAAACGCGUGGAGAGAUCAUCCUGCCCAGCACCUACAGGCACUCCGUUAGAGGAUUGUGUGGAAACUACGAUGGUAUCACCAGAAACGAGUACAUGAAGCCAGAUGGGACAGUGGUCAGAAAUGUGAAUGAUUUUGGAGAAAGUUGGAGGGUCGGUGACCGUCAGGGUGAUGGAGCCAGGAUCUCCAAUCUUCCAUUCACCGUCCAUGCUCACAGGCGUGAGGUGGAGACUGACCUUGACUCAGGAUUUGUGACAUCAGACUGCUCUCAGUCCCAGCUUAACGAUUACAGCAGCCUGUCACAGUGCGGUGCCAUUUCUGAUCCCAGUGGCGCCUUCUCUGCCUGCCAUGCCACUCUCCCACCACAAACCUUCCAGGAUGACUGUGUGUAUGACCUGUGUGCUGAAAGUGGAAACACACUGCUGCGCUGUAUCAGUCUCGAAGCUUAUGCUGUAGCCUGUCAAGAAGCUGGAGUCAAACUGGGAGCCUGGAGGCAGGGCUUGAACUGUGCCCUCAACUGUGAUGUCAACAGCACCUAUUCAACGUGCAUGUCUCCGUGUCCUGCCUCCUGUGCUGACCUGGCAGCACCCUCAGAGUGUGAAGUCACAUCCUGCAUGGAGGGAUGCCAGUGUGUCCCUGGCUUUGUCAUGAGCAAAGGUUCAUGUGUGGCGUACUCCGAGUGCGGCUGCACCUUCCUCAACAGAUACUACACUCUUAACGAGAAGUUUGUGACUGAAGACUGUUCUCAGAGCUGUGAAUGCACCAGCACGGGCGCCGUGUGUGAGCCCAAGAGCUGCCAAAGUGGACACGUGUGCGCCAUCUAUGACCUCAAAAGGGACUGCUACAGAGCGAGUCCGUGCCUCACCGCUCCUUGUCUAAACGGAGGAAUCUGCACAGAGGGCAGCAACAGCACCUACAGCUGUCAGUGUACAGAGGGCUUCGAGGGCGACCACUGUGAGGUGGAGAAGGAUGUGACUGUAGGCGGAGGACUGGAAACCAAGUGGAUCAUAUUGAUUGCAGUCCUGGUCUCAGCUACCGUCAUCAUCAUUGUGAUCACUGUCACUUGUGUUUGUGUGCGCAAAGCCAAGUCACAGAUUUAUGUAAUUCAGAAGCAGCUCAAGAAUCAACACCACAAAGAGAAAGCCAUGUACCAGGACAGCAAAAUUAGAAUGACGUCAACAAAUGUUCCAUACAAUGAGUAUAAAGCUGACCAAGGACAGAACACCCAGACCAACAUGUGAUAAACAGAAAACUAUCUGACCUGUUAAAAAAAAGGUUUUGACCAGAAAAUUUGAAACUUUUGCCAGGAAAAGAAAGAAAAAUAAAAGCCUAUAGAAAUAAAGAAAAAAGUUUUUGUUGUUUUAAAUUUUAUAAAUAUCUUAUGUUUACACAUGUGUCCAUUAAAUUAUCAGAAGUGUUUUGUGUAAUUUAACAUAUUUUUAAGAAACAAAAAAGAAACUGUGUGUGUAUACUGUAUGUCUUUGUUAACACAUCAGUGACAAACAUUCAGCUUCAAGUAAUCAUAAGUUAAACUUGGUUUGAACUAAGUGUUGCUAACUGACCAAAUGUACACAAUUAUCUGUAACUGAAAAGCAAUUAUGCAGUUGUUAUGGAAUUUAAAUGUCUUAAGAUGUUAGGGUUUGGAUGUGAUUUCUAAAUGCCAACUUCAAAGAAGUGGCUUUUCAAACUGGUGUGAAUAAAUUUAUUGAGAGCAAAGUGAGAAGUGUAUCUAGUU
This is a messenger RNA of Cynoglossus semilaevis (tongue sole), 6981 nucleotides long. It is a transcript of the gene zanl, whose product is annotated as zonadhesin, like. Bases 605 to 6487 code for a protein of 1960 amino acids. The record is from RefSeq and is a predicted model, not a curated record. NCBI's taxonomy places the organism in Eukaryota, Metazoa, Chordata, Actinopteri, Pleuronectiformes, Cynoglossidae. Gene Ontology annotation, molecular function: protein binding. The transcript is spliced from 40 exons. Gene Ontology annotation, cellular component: extracellular matrix.